This is a messenger RNA of Owenia fusiformis, 1697 nucleotides long. The record is from the annotation of a GenBank genome assembly. Lineage: Eukaryota; Metazoa; Annelida; Polychaeta; Sabellida; Oweniidae.
UAGACAAUCGCAGAGAUGUCGAGGAGAUGUUUGCAAACAAACAAUUUACAUAUAAUUUGACUUGGAUUUAUAAAUUAUAGAACUCAGCAACUGGGAGAUAAUUUAAUCAGCAACCAUGACAUCAAAAUCGUGGAUUUUUAAACCUUUUUUGUCAGUUAUUUUGACAUCGUUAUUGGUUACGGUUGGCCUAAAUUUCUUGUUCGCAAAGCAAGUCUUUGUGAACAUGCUGAGAAAAGGUUUCAACCGACCAUCCUUUGUACAAAAUGCAACGCAUUUAGUAAAUUCGAAUUCAAUAUUAAGUAAUACUUUAAAUAACGCAAAUGGUUUAGAGGCCAAAUCACCGACAGCUCGACCGAAUCAAUGUACUUCUUGUUUCCCGCAGUCUUCUUACAUUUUCUCAAACGUUGACGUUUGUUCAACUGAGCAUCCCCGGUCGUCUAACGUGAAACUGUUAAUGCUUAUUUUUACGACACAUACGAAUACAAUGCAGCGGAACGUAUUGCGUAAAACAUGGACCAGUAUCGCAAAGAAUAACACCUCGGAAGUGAGGUACGUGUUUCUGUUUGGGAAACAUGAUGACCCAAACUGGAAUGAUAAAAUCGUAGAAGAAGCAAAACAGUAUGGAGAUAUCAUUAUCAAGGAUUUCAAGGACACCUAUAGAAAUUUAACGUUGAAGACAAUAUCUGGUUUUCAGUGGGCAGUUGGAUUUUGCCCAAACGCUCGAUACAUUAUGAAAACAGAUGAAGAUAUGUGGGUGAACACACCAAAAUUGCUACAAGAUAUAGACUCCUGGAAUAUUAGUAAAGAAGUGAUAGGACAUUGUUAUUCAACAGGUGCUCCACAUCGGGACAAGAAGUCAAAAUGGUAUGCGUCUCCACUAGAGUAUCCAGAGAAACAAUACCCAGGCUUCUGCUCAGGUACCGGCUACGUCACCACCAUGAGCGUCGCGCAGGCCAUUGUCGGUGUCUCACCACACAUACCAUACUUCUAUCUUGAAGACGUCUAUGUCGCCAUUUGCAUUAGAAAAUUAGGGUAUCAACUUCGCAAUGUAAAAGGCUUUGACAAUAAUAAAGUGCCAUUUAACCCUUGUGAGUAUCAAAGAAUAAUAACAAGCCACGGCGUUGCAAUUUCAGAGUUGAAAGCUGCGUGGAGUGCAAACUGCUAGAUACCGUUAAUGCCUUUAAAGAUGAUUUCAGUGAUAAAUUCAGCAGAGUUAAUGCAAUCCUCUAACUUUGGAAUAACUUCCUCUUUUUUUUAUUGAAUUCCAUGGGAUUUUUAUACAAAAAUGUGCAAUGCCGGAAAAAGUGGUAUACUUUAUAGAUGUAGCACAAUAACCAACAGAGAUUUUGGGAAAUCACUUAUUUCGUCGAGGCAUGCUCUUCCGCCCAAAUCACUCAAAAAUGCUGUUCUGGAAUCUGACUUUGUCGACGUCAAUAUUAACAAAAUAAACCAUCAUAAAUCCUCAAGGGCACGAGAUCAGAAGAAUAUUACGCUGCAGACUAGGCAGAGUAUUGGACAAUGUGUCCGUGAAAAUCAGUAUUUUUUAAAUUAAUUUAUUUAUUUAUCAAAAUCGUAUAAACAUAUAAACAUAUCAGUGAUAAUGACAGUGACAACCUAGUGGGUGUAUGACUUAUCACAAGCUAAAAUAUUUAUGAAAUGGCAUAUUGUUAGUUACAUUUAUUAUUGAUGUUACAAAG